UUUCACUUUUUGCACUCAAAACAAACUUUGAAGAAUACAAGAUGUUUUCUGCAGCUUCAAGACAAGUAGCUCGAUCGGCAGCGAGGCAGCAAUGCCGUGCCUUGAGCUCCACACCGUCAGUCGGUGCGGCCGCUGAGGUCAAGAGGCUCGGCGUCAUUGGAGCUGGUCAGAUGGGUCUUGGAAUAGCUCUUGUAGCAGCACAAAGGGCUAAAGUACCUGUCAGCUUAAUUGACAGCUCGCAAGCUUCGAUUGACAAGGGCCUGAAGUUCGCUGAGAAACUCCUGGCGAAGGAUGUUGGGAAGGGAAGGCUGUCUCAGGAAGACGCAGAUGCUGCUCGCGAGAGACUGACCACUAGCACACAGCUUGAGGAUCUCUCAGACGUUGAUUUUGUGAUUGAGGCUGUUCCGGAAAUACCAGACCUCAAGACCAAGAUCUUCUCACAGCUGGCCCAGAUCUGUCCUUCCCACGCCAUUCUUGCGACCAACACGUCGUCUAUCUCUAUCACCAAGAUCGCUGCGAGCACAAGCAAGGACCCCACCGACUUGUCUGCUUCGUCGCGUGUCAUCAGCACCCACUUCAUGAACCCUGUACCCGUCCAGAAAGGCGUCGAGAUCAUCACGGGCCUACAGACCUCACAAGACACCAUUGACACCGCGAUCGCCUUUUGCGAGAAGAUGGGCAAGAUUGCCUCGCAAUCAGCCGACUCCCCCGGCUUCCUUGCAAACCGCAUCUUGAUGCCGUACAUCAACGAGGCUAUCAUCUGCUUGGAGACGGGCGUAGGGAAAAAGGAGGACAUUGACAGUAUCAUGAAGAAUGGCACAAAUGUACCAAUGGGCCCGUUGCAGCUUGCUGACUUCAUUGGUAUUGAUACAUGCCUGGCAAUCAUGCAGGUGCUGUACAAUGACACUGGCGACUCAAAGUACAGGCCUGCGGUUUUGAUGAAGAAGAUGGUGGAUGCAGGGUGGCUGGGUAAGAAGAGCGGAAAGGGCUUCUACGACUACUAGAUGUUUGAUCAAGAAAAUAAAUAGGAAGAUUUCCCAUGCC
Molecule: messenger RNA, 1044 nt
Organism: Macroventuria anomochaeta
Lineage: Eukaryota; Fungi; Ascomycota; Dothideomycetes; Pleosporales; Didymellaceae
Exons: 3
Coding region: 42-1004 (320 amino acids)
Biological process (GO): fatty acid metabolic process
Molecular function (GO): oxidoreductase activity, acting on the CH-OH group of donors, NAD or NADP as acceptor; NAD+ binding
Source: RefSeq, a predicted model, not a curated record